Messenger RNA from Diachasma alloeum, 2668 nucleotides. RefSeq lists its product as uncharacterized. Gene Ontology annotation, molecular function: sequence-specific DNA binding. Lineage: Eukaryota; Metazoa; Arthropoda; Insecta; Hymenoptera; Braconidae. The transcript has 3 exons. Bases 418 to 2310 code for a protein of 630 amino acids. The record is from RefSeq and is a predicted model, not a curated record.
GAGAACCAAAGACGACAAAAGACGAUGAAAGACGAGUAACUGUAACUGACUGUAACCUCAAAUCUCAGUACAAUUAUCUGAGCUUCAGCGUCCACCUUCUCACUAUUUUCACAAUAUACCUUACAUCUUCGAUCUAUUUAUGUUUUUUUUUCUGUUCGUCGUGGAUAACAGUAGCAUUGAUUAAUGUAUCCUGUUAUUACGAGCAAUUGAGAAUUAAGAGCAAUUCAGAGGCUUGAAAAGAAAUUAUCGAAUUGGUAUACUACACUCAUCUAGAGUUUGUGAUUUUUUAUUAUUAUUCUUGGAUAAAAACGAACAUCGUCAAUAUAACCUAGAGAUUAGGAGUUAAAUUUCCGCAACAAGUGACAAAUGAAAGAGAAACUGGAUUUUGUUUUGUAAUAAAUAUCCCAAGCUGCGGAAAUGACACGAAAGUGUGUGCUGUGUAAAGAGACAAACUACAAAAAUUCCUACAGUUUUUUCUCAGCUCCAAAGGAUCAAGAGACUAGAAAAAAGUGGCAGGAGGCAAUUGCUAUUGAGAACUAUACUGUUAGUGAUGACACUUAUGUCUGCAGUAGACAUUUUUUGCCCAGUGAUAUCAUAACACACUGGGUCAGCGGUGUACCACCUCAUGUUGUUACAAUAAAAUACAAAAAAUGUCGUUUAAGGCCAGGUGCAAUACCUACAACCAGCUGUGAAGCUAUGAACAACAUGCAAAACAAUCAAGAAGACGAUUUGGAAGACUUUGAAGUGAAUAGGAACUGGGGAAACUCAGACAGGCGUCCGGCCACUUUCGCAGACGAGAAAAAAGAAUUCUUCCUGAUUCCUCGUGAUGACAAAAUCAUCACAUACAAUUGCAAUGAGAAUCAAAGUCUUUUGAAAAGCAAUAUAGGAGAAGACGAUGCAGAAAUAGAAGAUUACUCAAGUACAGAAGUUGGAGAAAGUCUCCAAGAUCAAGUUGUGGACAUGAUAAUGAACAAUGAAGAGCAGGACCAAGUUCUGGAGGUGAUGCACGAAGAUCUUGAAGAGUCAGGUAACACCAUAUACCUGAAGACGAGUGAUGAUCCUCAAAUAGUCUACAUUGAAGACUCAAACUGUAGGACAGACUGUAUUGAAGAGGAAAUUGAGGAGACGAAUACCAAAGAUAGAAUUGAUGGAUUUUCACCGCAAAAAUUCGAAGGUUCUGGUGAAGAGGGUGAAGAGUCUAUAGAUAUGUGGGAAAGUGUUGAUGGGGAGAAGGAAUCAGCUCAAGAAGUCGAUCAGAAAAAUUCGAGAGAAGUCGAAGAAGAUGCUGUAAUGGACACUGAAGAUCCUCUUGACCUCAAUCAAAGGCCUGAAGAUCUUGAAGAUGCAAUGCUAUUUGAGGAUCUGCUCGAUGUAUACACUGAAGUGCCCCUGCCCAGGGGCUGGUCCUCAGUUGUUAUUUCCAAAGGCCGAGGAACCACUGUUAUUUACGCCUUUAUGACUAUGACAAAGAGUGGGGUCCCUUAUGCUGAGAAACAAGUCUUCUUGAUGAGUGAUAUGGUAGUCAGAUGUUCAGCUGCUGGGAGGGAGAUUAAUCCAAGGUUGUAUAAUUUAUUGAGAGAGGGCAAACAGUUGAAGGUCCAGUCUCUCAUGGAUGUUGAGGAUAUUAUUGAGGAGUUUGACCAAAGGAUUGUUUGUGAAGGUUCUUCAGAGAAAAUCAACACAGAAGAUAUUGAUAACACAGUUGGCUUCCGGGACGGUUUCAAAUGGCGUCAUAUGAGCUGUUCUAUAUUGAUUAAUAACGGAACAUCCCGUUGCUCAAAGUGUAGUGCAUUAAACGUUUCAGCAAACCGAAGAAAGCUGAAGAAACCUCCACAGACAGCUGAAUCAGCAGAGUUGCUCAAAAAAGAUCGAACGAUAUUCGUACUACAAAAAUUGUUGGCCAAAAUGUCUAAAAAGAACCAACGAAUCGAGACAGUCAAAGAUAAUCUUGAAGGCAAACUGAAGCAGAGAUGUGCACAUCCGCAGAAAAAUUUAAUAAGUUGUUUGGAAUCCCUGAACAUCCCCAAGAUUCAGAAAAUAAUGAUGACAGAGUGUCUCAAGUCAUCAUCACAAGAAAAGACAAGUAAUUUCUCUGAGACAUGGACAUUCUUAUCACUUUUACUCUAUAUUGAGUCGCCAAGAACGUACAAAUAUCUCCUUAUUAAUAAAUUCAUGAAUUUACCUCCGAUUAAACUUAUGAGACGCUAUCUCCAUCAGAUUAAAACAGACACACAGUUUUAUAAAUUGUUUCAACGUUCCGUCGAGCCUUUCAAUGUCAGUGAGAUGGCUGAUGAGACUGAACCAACGUGAAAUUCAAUGAUAGAGAAAGCAAUAACGAAUUUCAAUUAAAAAGACAAAUUUGAAACGAUUGAUGUCACGAAGAGGUACAAUUCUUAUUUAUAAAUUCUUUUUAUAUCUGUAAGUUGAUGAUAAUAUUCAAAAUAGGAAGAAAUAAUGGAACAUUCUUCAUGAUUCGAAUUGUUUAUCAAAAUUUAUUCCCGUUUUACCUUUUUUCCCUAUUGCGCGACAAGAAUUUUCACACUUGCCAAAAGCGUCAUUCACCAAUUGGUUAGGUAAAAUAUCAUACCAAACUUGUUUCUCUUCAAUUUGUCACCAUAUGCUCGAUAGUAUGAUGAAAGAAAAUAUUAUUCCAACCUGUGACUUGAAA